Molecule: messenger RNA, 1643 nt
Organism: Styela clava
Lineage: Eukaryota; Metazoa; Chordata; Ascidiacea; Stolidobranchia; Styelidae
Product: beta-1,4-galactosyltransferase 4-like
Biological process (GO): carbohydrate metabolic process
Cellular component (GO): Golgi apparatus
Molecular function (GO): galactosyltransferase activity
Source: RefSeq, a predicted model, not a curated record
AAUAUUUUAUGAACUCUAUUUUUUGUAGCCCGUGAACUUAUGUAAAACUGCUAGUUUAUAAACUAUGUAGAUUUUGACUUGAUCGUUUACUUCAAAUAAACUACAAUAUCAGGCCAACAUGAAGUACUUUCGCUUGAGUUUCAGACUGCUGCUAAUACAGUGCAUUAUGGUACUUCUGGUCAUAUUUGCAUCUUUUUCAACCUACAUAGCGUGGACCAAAACCCGUGGAAUAAAUUGGAAAAAGUCCAUUUCAUGGUAUCCAAGGUUGGGGACUCUAGUUCAAGACGUUGACAAUUUUUUUUGGUCCAUUAUUGAAAUGGACGAAUUAUCUUUGCAAGAAACUCUCAAAAAUGGACGUAAUUUGUCCGAUAAAUUUGUUCAUAGCAACGUUUUAUUGAAAAAAUCGCGGACUUUAUUAAGGAGUAAAUUGGAGGAAAAAAACACGAAUCCUACCAAAGCUAUAGGACCUGGUUAUAUAGAACCUGAUGAAUUUCCGUUGGAAUAUUGCCCGGAAUAUCCACCUUAUCUUCAAGGAGAACUUGGGAUGCCAGAUUAUUGGAGAAAAGAUCCUCCGACAUUGAGGGAAAUGGCAAAGAAAUAUCCUAAUCAUAAGGACGCCACAAACAAGCCUUUUGAUUGUAAAGCUCGAUAUAGAGUGGCAAUUAUAAUACCUCUAAGAGGUAGAGAAAUACAACUUCGGGGUUUAUUGUCACAUAUGCUUCCUGUUUGGAAGCGACAACAAUUAGAUUAUACGGUUUACACAAUAACACAAGCGGGAAAUCAACUUUUCAAUCGAGCAAAAUUGAUGAAUGUGGGAUUUUCAGAAGCUAUUAAAGAGCGAAAAUACGAUUGCUUUGUAUUCCAUGACGUCGAUCUUCUACUUGAGAACGACAAAUGUUUAUACUGGUGUCCGCAAAGUCGAGAUGAAAAGUUCGAUAAUCCACGACAUAUCUCGACUUAUAUAGAUAAAUUUGGAUACAACGUUCAUACAUACGACUUGGGACUAUGUUCUCCAAUGGCAUACAAAAAUAUGGAAGUUGAAGUGUUUGGUGGGGUUUCGAUGUUCACGGAAGAACAAUUUGUAUCGGUGAAUGGAUUUUCAAACUUAUAUUGGGGAUGGGGAGCCGAGGAUGACGAUCUGUUCAUGAGAACUUGGAAGAAAGGUUACAAAGUCAAUCAUGAUUCGAGCGGCGCAUGUUCAUUCCAUAUGAUUUAUCACAGAAGAGAAAGAAAGAAUCGGAAGAAUGCGAUCAGAUAUCUGCUAUUAAAACAUGCUUUAUCGAGACAAAAUGAGGAUGGACUGAGCAAUCUAAGGUAUAAAGUCCUAUCCCAUGAAAAACAUUCAAUAUACACAAAUAUUACGGUCGAUAUCGGAGGACCUUCUUCUAAGCUGAGGGAUCUCACAAGAAAAAUUGACCACGGAAUGGCAGAUAUAGACGACUUAUCUUGUUUCGAAUCCCUUGUUUGGAUGUAUCAUAAUUUGUUAAAGAAACCUAAAUAAUAUUGUUUUCAGCGAAACGUAUUUUAAACCAUACUGCACCUAUGUGUACACGCAAAGGCUAAAUACCAGUUGUAUUUGUUUGUAAAUUGUUUUCGCUAGUGCGGCCAAGAGUCUUCUAGUUUUUCUGGCUGUUCAUCCCAUA